Molecule: messenger RNA, 1809 nt
Organism: Prunus armeniaca (apricot)
Lineage: Eukaryota; Viridiplantae; Streptophyta; Magnoliopsida; Rosales; Rosaceae
Source: the annotation of a GenBank genome assembly
AUGGCAAAAUUAAAGCAUCCCAUCAGUUGUAAAACUCUUACAAAGCCUCCAAGAGAUCAGAAGCCGCCACCAUUCACAGGAGGGUUUGUUCCAAACAAACCAACGCAGAACAAGAAAGCAAUAGAGACACCCCACAGAAUGCCCAAACCAGAAGAACUCAAGGGCAGACAGUAUUGCAGAUGGCACAAUUCUGGGAAUCAUUGUACCAAUAGUUGUGUUGUUUUCAGAGAUGUCAUACAGGAAGGGAUAAUAGCAGGAAGGCUAAAGCUGGCAGAAAAACCUCCAUCUGUCACCACAGACCCUUUUCCCCCGCCACAAGUUAACAUGGUCAACCUAAAUUGGCCAGAACAGAAGAGGGGCAGACCAGCUAUAGAGGCUAGCUCCAGUAGAAGCAGAAUAGUUUCAAAAGAGACUAUAGAGAGACCAAAAGCAACCAUUUCAGCUGGGGUAGUGCUCUGCAGCAGGUGCAAGUGUAAGGCUGAGCUGGAAGUGGUCCUGGACAAACAGGAACUGCCCACUCCAAGUGUUUUUGACCGGAUUGGGACCACGUCCCAUGAUAGAGCCAAACAGAGAAACUACCCCAGGCCUGUACUUCCAGAGACCAAUUCUGCCAAGAAAGGGAAAGAGCCAGAAGUACUUCCCCAGACAGAACAAGCAAUCUCUCAUCCACAGAGGUUGACGAAAGCAGAAUCUUCAAGGAAACCUUCUAUCCAUCCUACCUCCACCUCAGGAAAUCUACUUAAAACUCCACAACCAGAGGAAAAAACCGAUCCUAUUCCAGAAGAAGGGCAAGAGGACUGGACUGAGGAGUAUGAAGAGGAGCAGCUGGAUUAUGAGCCAUCUGCAGAUGACCAGAAUGUGCUCCUCGGAAUGGAAGAACAGGGAGAAUGGACAGAGGAAUACGGUGGAGAACAGAUGGAUUAUGACGAAGGAUUGGAUGCAGAAACUGAGGCAUUUGGUGCAGAAUUGGAGGACUUGUUACGAGGUGACCUAGGCAUCAAUAUGGUGUUCAUUCUGCUAGAAAAGUUCUGGGCCGCAGAGGGACAGGAAAGCACUCUGGACGGAGAUGUAUUUUCCCAUGAGAGUUUUGAAUGCAGGUUGGCAGAAGCAGAAGAGAUGCCAGAGCAGCAAGCAGGCAAUCCCAGGACAGAAGGAACUGCCAACAAACUAGCUGCAGACCAGCUUUGCUUCUCCAAACCAACCAAAGAAAUGGCAAACCACCUCAGACCCUUGUUUAUAACAGCAAACUUCGGGGGUGUUCCUAUCCCCAAAAUUAUGGUAGAUGGAGGUGCAGCCAUCAACCUUCUGCCUCACAGAAUGCUGAGCAAAAUGGGCAGAAUAGAAGCGGAUUUAAUUCCAACCCGCUUGACCGUCACCAAUUUCGCAGGGGACAUCAUCAAAACCCUUGGGAUCCUGGAUGUGGAUGUUAUAGUAGGAAGCAAGAAGCUGAAGAUUGCAUUCUUUGUGGUAGAUACUACUUCUACCACUUACAAUGCACUGCUUGGGAGAGACUGGAUUCAUCAGAGUCUAUGUGUUCCUUCCACUCUUCAUCAACAGUUAGCUUUAUGGAAUGAAGAAGGCUACAUGGAGAUAGUAAAGGCCGAUCCACGGCUAUUUCUACCUUCUGCCAUGUGUUGUGAGGCAAGGUACUAUCAUGAUGACCUUGGUCCUUUCACCUUCUUUGGAGUCAACCAGAACGGUCGCCCCCAUGGUGUCACGGCCCAGAGGCUCAUUGAAGAAGGUCUAACCAACUCUUUGGAGGACUGUAACAGACCUUUUGUUCUAAACUUCCGGAACUCUGAUGUUUAG